This is a messenger RNA of Aegilops tauschii subsp. strangulata, 1033 nucleotides long. The record is from RefSeq and is a predicted model, not a curated record. Lineage: Eukaryota; Viridiplantae; Streptophyta; Magnoliopsida; Poales; Poaceae.
UUCCACUGCUCGAUGGGUAUUACGGUAUUACCGGACUCUGUUGCAAAAAACUCUGCAUAAUAUGAUUGUUGUUGUCGAAGAGGCUGCAUAAUGUUCUGUUUUCACAUGAUGGAAGUAACUUCAUGUGCAGGAAGCUGGAGAGAUCCUCUCGAAUAUGAAUCAUCCAGCCGGGGAUUGUCCACUGUGUCUGUAUCCUUUAGUCUCAGAGAAUAAUCAUGAUUCUGCUUUGCCAUUUAUGAAGUUGAUGUCAUGCUACCACUGUUUUCACAGUGACUGUAUUAUGAGAUGGUGGGGCUGGCUCCAGCAUGAUGAUGCCAAUUCUAAGAAGAUAGACACAACAAUAUCUACCGAAGAAGGAUUGAGAUUGUCCAACUCAGACAAGCUAUUUAGUGCAAAUCAUCACAAAGGAUUUUGUCCAGUUUGCCGCAAAGUGUUUGAUGAAAAGGACAUUGAGCAUGUUCGUGAUCUGUUGGAUGCAAACACUUCUCAGCUGAUGGCAUGUUUAACAGUUGACCUGGGAGUAGAUGAUAAAGAGUUGCUCCAUUCCGAGGCAGAGAAGAAGAGGAGAGAAAAAUUUGGGUCAUUGUUUAAUCUGCAACAAGAACGGAAUGGUUUAAUUGAACCAAAGAAAGACCUUGCCAUACAGCCCGGAAUGUAUGUUUCUCUUCCUGCUAGUGAGCCAACCACAAGUGCAGGAGACAGCACCAAUUCUUGGGAAGCAACCGCAAGCUCAACUUCAGAAACAGAUCCACCCGGCAUGGCAAACAUUAGCGGCGGCGGCAAGAAGGAAAACAAUUCAGGUCCUCCAAGGAGAAACCGAGCUUAUGCUCCCAGAAGACAGCCUCAUGGCCAACCUGCUGGAAAACAGUGGCAGAGAAGCCAGCCCGCUAGGCAACAGUGGCAGAAGAAAGACGCAGAAACUUGACAAUAGCAUUUUUGCAGCUCUAUUUUAUCGAACAUGUAUAUUGACGGAGAGUACGGUGGUCAAACAAAAGUGUGACAACUCAUUAGAAAGCAGAGUGAGUUCGUGCCA